GCGCGGAAAGAGGAGCGCGAGGAAGAAGGACUGACGGCGAGGAGCGCGCGCACGGGAACUUCUCAUCCACUCCACAGACCAUCCGAUCAGCCUCUGGAUCAUUCCUUGAAGAUGCCGGUGCUGGAGCGAGAACCAUCCAGAGACAGCCAUGGCCUACCCACACUACCUGUCCCGGACCUGCAGCAAACCCUGACUUCCUACCUGAGGUGUGUGAAACAUCUCGUCCCUGAGGCCCAGUUUCAGAAAACCAAAGCCAUGGUAGAGAAGUUCGGCAAACCAGGAGGAACAGGAGAGAUGCUCCAGAAAAAACUGCUGGAGAGGAGAGAAAAGACCAAGAACUGGGUUUAUGAUUACUGGCUGGUGGACAUGUACCUGAACAACAGACUCGCACUUCCUGUUAACUCCAGCCCCGUCCUGGUGUUUCCCAGACAGGACUUCAGAGACAGAGAUGACUCCCUCAGAUUUGCUGCUCGUCUCAUUUCAGGAGUGAUGGAGUAUAAGACCAUGCUGGACAGGAGGACUCUACCCCCGGACUGUGUUCGAGGUCAGGAGGCUGGCGGUGAGCUGUGUAUGGAGCAGUAUUACCGUUUCUUCACAUCAUACAGGCGACCUGGACUGAAAAAAGACUCUCUGAUCACACAGAGCAGCACAGGAGCCGAGAAAACUCCUGAAUUCGGACACGUCAUAGUGGCCUGCAACAACCAGUUCUUCGUGUUAAAUCUGAUGGAGAAAUCACGGAGGCUGGACGAGAGUGAUGUCCUCACCCAGCUGGUCAGGAUCAGUAAAAUGGCAGAGAAGGUGGAGGAGAAACGCCCCCCCAUCGGCCUCUUCACCACAGACGGCCGGACCGAGUGGGCUAAAGCUAGAGAUGUGAUGCUGAAAGACCCAGUGAAUGGCGAGUCUCUGGAGCUGAUGGAGAAGUGUGUGUGUGUGCUGUGUCUGGAUGAACCCACUGGAGUCCAGCCCACCGACUCGAACAGAGCGGCUUUCAUGCUGCACGGCGGCGGUCAGGACAAGAAUGGCGCCAACCGCUGGUACGACAAGUCCGUGCAGUUUGUGGUUGGUGCUGACGGUGUGUGUGGAGUGGUGUGUGAACACUCACCGUUCGAGGGGAUCGUCCUGGUCCAGUGUACUGAAUACCUGCUGAAGUACAUGUCCAGAAGCCCAAGUAAACUGAUGAUGAGUGCGAGCGAUCUUCCAGCUCCACAAAGACUCUCCUGGAAUUGUUCUUCUCAGAUCCUGAGCAUGCUCUCAUCCGCCGUUAACAACCUUCAGAGGCUGGUGAGGAACCUGGAUAUGGAAGUUUUCACAUUCCGAGGUUACGGCAAAGAGUUUAUCAAGAAGCAGAAGAUGAGUCCGGACGCUUUCAUUCAGGUGGCGCUACAGCUGGCCUUCUACAGAUGCACCAGGAGGUCAGUCUCCACCUAUGAGAGCGCCUCCACCCGUCGUUUCCUCCAUGGCCGCGUCGACAACAUCCGCGCGUCCACGGCUGAGGCGCUGCACUUCUCCAGAGCCAUGACAGAUGAGGAAGUGUGUGUGCAGGACUCAGAGAAGAUAGAGAGACUGAGGAAGGCUGUAGACGUACAGACCCACAACACCAAGAUGGCUGUUACAGGAUUUGGAAUCGAUAACCACCUGCUCGGCCUUCGGGAAAUGGCCCGCGAGCUGAAGAUGGAAACUCCAGACAUUUUCACAGACGAGACGUAUCUCCUGAGCAACCAGUUCAUCCUGUCCACUAGUCAGGUUCCUACAACAAUAGACAUGUUCUGCUGUUACGGCCCGGUGGUUGCUAACGGUUACGGGGCGUGCUACAAUCCGCAGGCUGAACACAUCCUGUUCUGCGUGUCCAGUUUCCGUGAGAGUGUGUCCACCUCAUCUCUGCUUCUGGUCAAGGCUCUAGACCAAGCGCUUAUGGACAUGAGGGAGCUGUGCAAUAGAUGCAAUGCUGUUGGUCAGAAUGAGGGUGGGGCUAAGCCAGCUAUGCCCAGGAAGUAGGUCAUGAUAAGAUACCAGGCUACAUAUAUCUUGUUGCUAUUGUUUUUAUUGAAAUACGAUCACUCUGUUUUUGCUAGCUAGCUUGUACUCAGAUCUCUCUAAUGAAUUAUCGAUGAUUAUAGCACUGAUGAUUAAAACAUAUAACCAGGUUAAGUUCAAAAAGUUAGCCAGCUAGUUAGUGAUUAAACUUCGCAUGAAAUGAAGUGCAUGCUAGAUACCGUAGAAGCCUCGGUGCAUGAAUCCCACAGUCACUUUCACAGGAUACUAGCACUUUCACAGGUUACUCCCUAACAGGUAAAAGCUAAUAUAUAUAUAUAUAUUAAGCAACAUAAUAAACCAUGCUAAAAUGUCAUGCAAAUAUCAAAGACAAAUGUGUGAAUUCUGUCAAGAAUCCUGGCUCAUCAGACAGACAGAGCCUAUAGAUUAUUAAUAUAGGAGGAAAGAGAGGGAAAAAAGCUAAUAUGAUUUGCGCGUCCAGUUGAAGAUACGUAGCGCUAAUUCUCUUGUCACUUUUGUUGUUAGUGUGAUAAAAGCCGUCCUGUUUAACAGCAGGAAACCACGUGUAGAUACUGUGAUGGCCUAAACACUGUGAUUCUCAGUCGUGCCAUUAUCACACCCGGAGUUGAUUCCUGUUGUACGACGUAUAAUAAAAGCAAGUGAAAGGUGGAAGGGUUUUUUUUAUAAAGCGGGAUAUGGGCAGAACUUCCAGUUAGCAGUGUUUCAGAGGUCCUGAGUUUCCUGAGUCUUGCAUUUCCAAGGUCUUGUGUUUCCAGGGUCCUUUAUUUUUUGAGGUCAUGAAUUUCCAGGGUCCUUUAUUUCUCAGGUCAUGAGUUUCCAGGGUCCAGGCUUUCCAAGGUUCUGUGUUUCCAGGGUUCUGUGUUUUCAAGGUCUCAUGUUUCCAGGGUUUUUUUUUUUAUUUCUGAGGUUGUGUUUCCAGGGUGCUGUGUUUCAAUGGCCCUGUUUUUCUAGGGUUCUGUGACUCCCGGAAUUUAUUCCUGUUGUACAACAUAUAAUAAAAGCAAGUGAAAGGUAGAAAGUUUUUUAUAAAGCAGGAUAUGGGCAGACCUUCCAGUUAGCAAAGUGUUAGCUGUGUAUAGAGUAGUGGCUUUUUCUUUGAGUCUUAUGUUUGCAUGGUCCCAAGUUUCUUAGUAAAUCAGGUUGCUAUGGUUGUCAGGAUUGUAUGUUGCUAUAUUUCUAUGUUCCCAGGGAGCUAUGAGAUCAGGGUCUUCAACUUUCCAGCAUUCGUGAUAGAACACUCCCAGAGCCUCCUUUUGCCUUAGAUUAGUAAGUGUUUCUGGGGCCUGAUAACGGUGUACUCUGACCCCUAUACAUCUAUAUGUUUCAUAGCACCUGUGACUGAAGUGUCCUGUAAUACUGUGCAAUUGUCUUUCAAUAAACACAAGGUAAGUUAUACAGGAUAUGGCUUCAGAAAAAAUUCAGACAAAAUGUUUCUACAAAAAUAAUAUAGUCUAAAGAAUAAGAAAUAGUAAUGAAAUAAACAAAUUCAGUAAUUGGUGUGACAACCCUUUGCUGAGUAGUCUCAGGUACACAGGUUUCUCAGGAAAUUGGUGUCUUUGGCAUCACAGAGGAUUGAAAAUAUUUCUUCUGAAAAAUUUGACUUUUAUUUUUUAUCUGAAAACUAGUGCGUUAUGCAGUAUGUUGCUUCUUGACUGGAAUGCAAACUUCUUUUGUUGUUUUUUUUUUGCUGAAAACUAUCGCUGAAUGCAGAGGUCCUUAGUAAAACUGGUGUUACAAAAUUAGCCUAAGACUUUUGCACAGUAUACUACAGUAUUGUAUAGUCUCAGGCCUUAUGUUCCCUUAGAGAUUAUGUCUAGGGUGCCUAUAUAUCCAGCCCCAGAACCCUAAGUUCUCAGCACUCUGUGCUCUAUGAGCAAUAUGUUUCCAGGAAUCUAGGUUUCAAGUGCUUUAUUUUUCCAAGGUCCUGUAAUAGCAGGGUAAUGCCUUUCCAGGGUCCUGUGUUUCCACAGUUCUUUAUUUCUGGGGUCAUGUAUUUUCAAGGUCCUGUGUUUCCAGUGUUGUGUGUUUCUAAGGUCUUGUAUAGGUCUUGUAUUUCCAAGGUCCUGUGUUUCUAGAGUCUGGUAUUUCCAAGGUCUUUUGUUUCCAAGGUCCUGUAUUUCCAAGGUCUUGUGUUUCUAUAGUCCUAUAUUUCUAGGACUCUGUUUUUACAAGGUCCUGUGUUUUCAGAGUCCUGUAUUUGCAAGGCCCUGAGUUUCCUGGACCUUGGAUUCCCAUGGUUCUGUGUUUCCAGGUUCCUAUGUUUCCAAGAUCUUGUGUUAACAGGGCCCUGUGAUUCUAAGGUCCUGUGUUUUUAGGGUCCUAAAUUCCCAGGGUCCUGUGAUUUCAAGGUCUUAUGUUUUCAGGAUCCUGUUUUUCUAGGGUCCCAUGGUUUAGUGUUUUGUGUUUCCAAGGUCCUGUAUUUACAGGGUCUUUUGAUUUCAGGGUAAUGUGUUUCCAUGGUCCUGUAUUAACAAGGUCCUAUGUUUCCAAGGACCUGUGUUUCAAGAGUCCUGUGUAAGGCUCCUAUGAUUACAGGGCCCAUGUUAUUAGGGGUCUACAUUUCCAGGGUCUGAUGAUUCUAGAUUCCUACGUUUCCACUUGCGGGCAUUUCUGUUGGAAGUUUUGCACUUAUCCUGCACAAGGUAUUAUGAGGCACUUGCAGUUAAUUUGUAUUCUAAAGACAAUGUUGCCAAAUGUGUAAAGAGUCACUGAUUAUGUGCCACAAUCCAUUAGCAAAAUGUGAAUAUGUGGAACUAGAAUAGAAAAUUUGCCAUAUCAACAGUUUCAACAUUUUUUAGAAUAACAAAAUGAUCAGAUCUGUUAAUUAUAGCUAUUAAAGCAAAUACAGUGUCAAUAACAGUUAAGUGCUAUUAUCAAGAACUAAAAUGAUUGCAAAGUUAAAAUCAAGCAAAUUGCACUUGGUUAAAAUAGUAUAUAUGUUGUAAAGACUAUAAACAGUGUGCAUCAAAAUAGAUCCAGCAGUUUACUAUAAUGUUAUGUGAAAUUAUAAAUCUAUUUUUGUUGUUGUCAAUAAAACAAAACAAAACAAAAUACACAGCAAUAAAUUCAGAUAUAAACCUAUUUAUUAAUGCCAUAUGUGAGCUGUGUGUGUUCCUGUCACAUGUCCAUAAUUAUGUAUUUAAAAAUAUUUUAUGUUAUAGAUCAUGAUAUCUUGUGACUUUGUGACAUUUGUUAGAAAACACAUCCAUAUAUAAUUAGAAAAUAUAUUUCUGUUUGAAAACAUUUCAAAAUGUUUGUUUGAAAAUAUGUCCAUGUAUUGUGUAUAUAUAUGUUUUAUGUAUUCAUUGCUCCCCCUUUGAGCCUCACCCUGUUCCUUGCUCCCCUCCUUUGGCCUCGCCCUGUUCCUUGUUCCCCUCUUGGGCCUCACCCUGUUCCUUGCUCCCUUCUUGGGCGUUGCCCUGUUCCUUGCCUCGCCCUGUUCUUUGCUCCCUCUUUGGGCCUUGCCCUGUUCCUCGCUCCCCUCUUGGGCCUCGCCCUAUUCCUUGCUCCCCCCUUGGGCCUCGCCCUGUUCCUUGCUCCACCCCUGGGCCUCACCCUGUUCUUUGCUCCCUCUUUGGGCCUCGCCCUGUUCCUUGCUCCUCUCCUAGGCUUUGCCAUGUUCCUUGAUCCCCUGCUGGUCUCGCUAUGAUUCACGGAGUACCCAGAGUACUUAGAGUUCCCCAGAGUUCCAGGAGUACCCAGAGUUCCAGGCCUGCUGUGCCUAGAUUCGUGUGACAGUUUAGUUGUUUUUUCCUAAAUAAAGAAAUUCUGCACUUGCAUCCACCUUCAGCCCCAAUCCAUGACAUAAAGCUAGACCCACAAUGGAUGCAGCAGAAUUUUGGAAAUGCUGGAACGAACAUGACAAGCAGUUUCAGGAUAACCAAAAGCACCUCAUGGCUCUCCUGGACCAUAUGACUGCCAAGUCUGUAAGAAAGCAACUACCCACCCUCCCUACCCCUCUUUGGAUAUGACUCCAGAUCCUUGCAUUGUGGAGGUCCCGGCUCUGUGGAAAAUGUUGCUUCACCCCCCUCUGCCACAGGGGACAUUGCUCAACUUCCUGGUCCCAUGGAGAAUGUUGGUCUGCCCACCUGACCUCCAAGGGAUGUUAACCCCCCCACACCCUGCCCCAUUGAAGUAACCACUCUGUCUCCUCACUCAGCCAAGGAUGUCGCCCUGCCACUUUGUAUGGUUGAGGAAAUCAUUCUGCCCCCUUGUGUGGCCGAGGACAUAAUUUUGCCCCCUUGCAUGGCUGAAGACAUCAUCCUGCCCCCUUGCAUGGCUGAGGAUGUCGCUCUGUAUCACUGUAGCUGCCUUGCUUUGCUGUUAUCCUCAUUUCCCCUUGUUGUGUUCCUUGCUCACCCUGGUCUUGCUGUGAUCCUCGCUCAACCCACAGUUCCAGGCCCGCUCAAGAGUUGGUAUGUCAGGAGCCGUGCUUGGAUGGGGGCUCUGUCACAGAUAUUUGGACCGCCAGAGGGCAACCCUGCAUGUUUUAAGUUCAUGCCUUUUUGGUUGUAUGUUUCAUUUUCUUCUGUUCACUGUGCUCACCUGUUCUUUGUUUGCUGAUUAGUUACCUUAUUUAAGAUUCUGGUUUUUCACAUUGCCCUUGUCUGGCUUCUGUUGAUGUCACAUCGUUUGCUGGUCUAAAGUCUUGCCUUAGUCUUCGUGUUUUCCAACCUUGAACCUAGUUAUUAUGUUCUGUUACCUGGGUUUGCUACCUAGUUUGCUAGUCACAGUUUAGUUAUUUCUGCUCCUUAAUGAAGAUAUUCAUUCUCCUUCAGCCCUGAUUUUUGGCAAUAAAAUAUUCAAAAUGUAGGUUGGAAAUUCCAGGACAUGUGGUAACUGGGGACCUCUUUACAGGCUUUAUUUUUGUUCGUUUAGAAACACAACAAAAAGAAAACAAAAAAGUAAAAUAAAACUUCUGAAAGGUUUAUUUCUACCUUAUGUCCUGUAGUAAGUACAAAUAAGUUUAUAUAUAUUUUAACAAAGUUUUAAGGUAACAAGCUAUCAUGAUCUACAACAGAGCUUUAAAACUUUACUAUGUUUUCCUUUUCACAGCAAAACAGUAAAUGUCUAAAUAUGAAAUAAAUAAAUGUAUGUUUAGUGUGUCAUGUAUUUUAACAAAAAAAAUUAAGGUAAAAUUUACUUUAUUUUGUUUACUUAUUCUCUGAUGAAACAGAUUACAAAUGAUCUAAACAUAUGUUUAUAUUAAAACACAUAAAUGUGUAAUUUAUUUAUUAUAUAUUUUUACUCAUGUAAUAAGUAAAUUUUAAUUUAUUUCUCUGUUAUUGAAUUAUGCAAUACAAGUUAAUCAUUUAUUAGGGGUCCAAGCACUUUAUGUGCAGGAACACUGUUGAUUUCACUUGGGAGUCCAAGCAUAUAGUCACUCAGAAUUCAUUUUUUAAUCUUAUUCCUUGGCUUAAUAUGAAUUUAUGGAAUUAUAUGUGGAAACAUAUAAUCUCUCAGCAGUGUUGGGAACAUCAAUUAUCAAAGAAAUGUUGACAUUCACUGAAAACAUCAGUCAGUCAGUUCUAAUGAUCAGAGCCAAAAUAUUUCGAACAGCUGUAACUCAUGCUUGUUUGAUUUGUACAAAAGGGAUGAAGACAAGUGGUCACUGGGGCGCUUUUAAAAGAGUGCUUGGACCCUGAAGUUUGCUGCUUGUGCUUUAUUUAUUUAUUUAUUUUGUUUAUAUUUAUUAGUUUGCUUGUUUACCAUAUUAGUUAUAUAUAAAUGUUAAUGUAAAUAGGUAUUUAUUUAUAUAUUUAAACAUUUGCCUAUUUAUUUGUUUGUUUCGCAUUACGUUAUAUAACGUUAGUUGUUUGUUUCACAUUGUUUAAAAUAUUUCAAAUAAACAAAUACAUUUAUUAUUUUUUGCACCAAUGUCUGUGCUAAAUGUUAAAUUAGAAUCUUACAGAAUCUCCUCGUCCUGUUUUAUUUUGAAUAUUGUAUUGUAUUAAAUGUGCAUAAAGUGUCCAGUUCAAUGUGUUAAAAUGUCGCUGGUGUUGGUCUGACCGUUGUUGUGUUAGUGUCAGUGUUGUCACAGUUUAUAUUUAUUCAUGCAAACACUAAAAAAUAGUCUAUUUAUUUUUGCACCUCUGUAAUUGUGUGCCAUGUAUUUUUUAAAUCAGAGUACAGAUUCUAUUUAAUUGUUGAAACCUAAUAAAA
Molecule: messenger RNA, 8175 nt
Organism: Hemibagrus wyckioides
Lineage: Eukaryota; Metazoa; Chordata; Actinopteri; Siluriformes; Bagridae
Product: choline O-acetyltransferase-like
Exons: 15
Coding region: 112-1995 (627 amino acids)
Biological process (GO): acetylcholine biosynthetic process; neuromuscular synaptic transmission
Cellular component (GO): neuron projection; cytoplasm
Molecular function (GO): choline O-acetyltransferase activity
Source: RefSeq, a predicted model, not a curated record